Bombina bombina (fire-bellied toad) is the source of this 1849-nucleotide messenger RNA. It is a transcript of the gene DYNC2I2, whose product is annotated as dynein 2 intermediate chain 2. Bases 154 to 1665 code for a protein of 503 amino acids. Gene Ontology annotation, molecular function: dynein heavy chain binding; dynein light chain binding. The transcript is spliced from 9 exons. Gene Ontology annotation, biological process: intraciliary transport. The record is from RefSeq and is a predicted model, not a curated record. NCBI's taxonomy places the organism in Eukaryota, Metazoa, Chordata, Amphibia, Anura, Bombinatoridae. Gene Ontology annotation, cellular component: cytoplasmic dynein complex; ciliary plasm.
GCAAAACCAAACAGGUAAUGUUGCAAGUGUGUCGCUAGCGUUUUGUCGAUUCAAAGGCUAAUUUGUUCUUCAGCUUUGUGUUUAAUGACGUAAUCAGGAAGCAUCCAGUUGUCAUGGUAACAGCUGUUCAGGACCAUACUCCACGUUAUCCUGAUGUUUGUGGACGAGACAGUAGAGGGGGUUGCGGUACCGUCAGUAUGGCGCAAGUACCGAGAGUGUGAGACGAAAACCUGUCAGACUAUGCCAAUCAGCACAAGGGAGACCUCUCUGCAAGUAAGGAGAGUCAGUGAGGCUGGCUGUCAAACUGAACAGAGAACGGACCAGCAUGCCUUGGAUAUUGACGUUUCUCCUCUCCUGGAUUACCCAGGCUUGGGCAAAUUCCUGCAGCGUGUUGAGAAAGAGAUGAUCAAAGAACUGAAGAAAAACUGGAAAAGUCAUGCAUUUGAUGGCUUUGAGGCCAACUGGGAGGAGCAGAACCCUCUGGUAUCCUGCUUGCACAGCCUUCACUUCCCUGAAGCAUUCGAGCGACAGCUGCAGGUCACCGGCAUCACAUGGAACUCUACGGGCUCUGUCAUCGCCUGUUCAUACGGCAGGAUGGGUGACGGAGACUGGAGCACAGAAAAAUCCUACAUCUGUACCUGGAAUUUGGAUCGGAGAGGCUUAAACCCAAAUCGCCCCGAUGUCAUAAUAGAUGUCCCUAGUUCAGUUAUGUGUGUCGCCUUUCACCCCUCCCAGCCGUCACUUGUAGCUGGAGGACUGUUUAGUGGAGAGGUGGCGGUUUGGGACAUAAGUCAGACCGAUGAUCCGUUGAUAGCGAGGACAGGGAUUACUCCAGACUCUCACACUGAUGCAGUUUACAAGGUCGGUUGGAUGCAGGAGCAGACACAAGGUAAUCGGCCCCAGGUCCUGAGUGUCUCUUCAGAUGGCAAAAUUCUUGUGUGGCAGAUGGUGAAGCAGGGGCAGCUAGUGCUAUCGGACGGGUUUGCUCUGGUGGCGCAGCAGAUACCCAGCAACACUAAGUUAAACAAGCAUGGCCGAGGAGAUACUGCUAUUGGUGUGACCUGUCUCAGUUUCUCACACUUUGACCCUAGCGUUUUCAUCGUUGGGGCAGAGGGAGGAUAUCCUCUGAAGUGUUCUGUUGCUGUGCAAAGUUUAGCCAGCACUAGCACCGCCCACUCUGUUCCUCUAAAAGCCCCAGCCCAGUUCACUUACGCCCCACACGGAGGUCCAUUGCACUGCAUAGACUGCUCACCCUUUCACAGGAAUCUUUUUCUGAGUGCAGGGACUGAUGGGCAUGCACACCUCUACUCUAUGCUGCAGGCCAAGCCGCUAGUUUCCCUGCAGCUAUCUCAGCGGUACCUCUUCAGUAUUCAGUGGUCACCAGUCCGCCCAUUGGUAUUUGCUGCAGCAUCAGGCGAGGGUGAGCUGUUGCUGUUUGAUCUUGGAAAAAGCUCCCAGAAGCCAACUCUACGCAUAAAGCAGAUGGACGAUGACAGACCAGUUUACUGCCUAGAGUUUAACCAUAAACAGACCCAGCUUCUGGCUGCCGGUGAUUCAACUGCAACGGUCAAGAUCUGGCAGCUAAGCUCUGACUUUACUGAGCAAGGAGCCAGGGAGCAGAUUCUCUUGGAUGAAAUAGCCAGUGAUGUGUCAGACGCCAUCUAACAGGACAAAAACUACAACGAGGGCUCAUAAGCUACCCUACAGGACUAGCUCCCUUCUUGCAAAACAUGUGUAUGAUAUUAAAGUCACUGCUCCAGGAAUAGCUUCACUAAUGAGAUUCUCAAGGGUAUAACUUCAUUUUACUGGCAAAAUAAAUUCUUCUUGAUUUAUAGAAAUGAGAAAACUA